AUGAGAGGGAGGAAAGUACUAAAAUUGAAAAGUUUUAGGGGGCAAAGUGCAUUUUGUCCAUUUAUCAGGGGUAUAAAUAUAAUAAUUACAUUUAUCAGGGCAAAAUGCUGGAAUAUUUGGGCUAAUCCAAUUUCGAUUUGGGCUAUUCCAAUUUGUAUUUGGGCUAAUCCAAUUUCAAUUUGGGCCGAAGAUUUGUUGAAACGAGACAGUCAAAUAUACAUAACAACGCAGCUAGGGUUUUUACACUUCUUCUCCAACUGCGGCCAACCAGCUCAAGCUCUCUCCCCCGGAAUUGAAACCAUGCCUAAGCAAAUCCACGAGAUCAAGGAUUUCCUUCUCACUGCAAGAAGGAAAGAUGCACGAUCGGUGAAAAUCAAGAGAAGCAAGGAUGCAGUCAAGUUCAAAGUCCGUUGCUCAAAGUACCUUUACACCCUUUGCGUGUUCGACACCGAGAAGGCCGACAAGUUGAAGCAAUCCCUCCCACCAGGUUUGAGCGUGCAGGACCUGUAGAUUCGAUGGAAAAGGUUUCGUUUAGGCAUUUGGUAGUGAGUUUUGAAGACUUUUGUGUUUCCCUUAAUACAACUAUGCUUGUUAUUCCUCAAACCUCGUCGUUUUAUGUUCUAUGAUUUUGUAGACAAGAUUUUUGUGGGCUCAAUUUUUGAGUUGGUUCAUUUGCAUUUC
Messenger RNA from Erythranthe guttata (spotted monkey flower), 681 nucleotides. RefSeq names its product large ribosomal subunit protein eL38z/eL38y. Gene Ontology annotation, cellular component: ribosome; cytosolic large ribosomal subunit. Gene Ontology annotation, biological process: protein-RNA complex assembly; translation. Gene Ontology annotation, molecular function: structural constituent of ribosome. Lineage: Eukaryota; Viridiplantae; Streptophyta; Magnoliopsida; Lamiales; Phrymaceae. The record is from RefSeq and is a predicted model, not a curated record.